Molecule: messenger RNA, 1732 nt
Organism: Rhopalosiphum padi (bird cherry-oat aphid)
Lineage: Eukaryota; Metazoa; Arthropoda; Insecta; Hemiptera; Aphididae
Exons: 8
Coding region: 932-1732 (266 amino acids)
Source: RefSeq, a predicted model, not a curated record
CACUGCACACCCGAAAUGUGGAAGAACUUUGUCCAAUACGUCAUUAAAGUAGAAGACAGGUUCUGGAAAGUGCACUUAACUAUCGAUGGUGUGAUGGAUAAUGACAAUCUCCAUGUAAUGACAAUCACCGGGAACACAUCGGAUUCGGAUUCAGACGAUCUAGGAUGUGAAGCCUUAGAAGGGCAACGGCGCCAGGGGCGAUAAGAAGGCCCAACAAUCAUCUGUAGGCACAGCUACAGAAACGAUUACUGUUCUCGACCGGACGGCGCUUGUGGUGGCUACCGUGGUCGGAAAAGUAAAGCGGCGCGUGACUAAGAUUGACAGCGUGGUAGAGCCAAUCGGGCGGACGUGUCGGAGACGAUGGUCGAGUCGUCGAUGCCAACCUGCAGCAGGCCGUAGGCUCCGCGACCGUCUACCGGCCGUGUCCAAGUUGCCGGCCAGAAGGACCCACCGACAACGUUUGUCCAAAUGUGCGUCACGCGGUCACCACUUGCAGCGUUAUGGCUGUAUCCAGUAUCCCUGGUUGAGGGACGAUGACAUCCAAACUUACAUGGAGUUGAUGAACUUGAAGGAUAUGCAGGAUAAACUGGACUCACGUACGAAAAGAACAAGGACGAUUGCUAGAACUUCCGAAAAACACGAUCUGAUUGUCCUGCUUAAAAACCGCCAUCUUCGGUUAAAGAAAACGCAAGACGAAAACACGUCGGCGCAAAGGCUUGAUGGUGGAGCUAGUUUCGCAUAUUGCGUCUUGCAUCACAACCAUCUGUUAAUUGCAAUAUAAAAUAUCAUCAUCAAAUUAGGUGGCAAUAGUCACGGUAACCCGUAUAUCAGAAAUAUCGAAAAUUUCAGACAACAACAACCACCACCACCACCACCACAACAACUAACACCACCAUCACCACCACCACCACAACAACAACAACAGCAAGCUAUGUCUCUUGGGUCGAAUUGUAUAACAACACCAAAAUCAGCUAGUCCAAUGAAAAAUCAACAACCUUUGCCUUUACAUGAUUUACCAUCACAAUCACCUUGUCCCAAUCCAGUGGCUGAAACUUCAAUACCAAAUACUUCGAUUUCUCAAUCGUUUACAAUUCAAGAUUAUCAGAAUAAACAGAUAAAACUUGAAGAUGAAAAAUCAAUUAAUGAGAAGUCUGAAGUAAAAUGGCCAGUCAAACGUAAGAUUUGUAAGAUAGAACGGAAAAAGCGACUGAAUGCUCGAAUGCGUCGCUUAGUAUCACCCAAAAGUCCAUUAAUGGUAUUUUCUGAGUUGUUCAAAGAUGUACCAAUUCACUUACAAGAGCAUCCACUUCAUAAUGUUAUGAGUUAUACUGCUACACUCGAGGUUGAUGGUCAAAUGUAUUCUGGAAAUCAUAUUUCCAAGACUCAAGCCAAACAAAAGGCAUGUGAAAACUUCUUGCGCAUUAUGUUAGCAAAAAAAAUAAGUGAACGAUCUGAAAAAAAAGAAGAAUCCCCGAUGGAAGUUGAGAUGGAAAUUGGAGAAAAUAGUUCAGUAUCAAAACCUAAAGGACCACCACAGGAAGAUUUCCCAUGGCCACAUUUUGCUUCAUUAGCUAUGCAUAACUUAAUAAAUCAAUGGGAACUACAGCCUGUUACAAAAGCUAAUUAUGUACAAGAAGAACCAAAUGUUAUCAAAACACAACCUAAGGCGAAUAAUUAUUAUAAUUUACCAUUUACAAUUUAUUCUAAACUAACAGUAAUUAAUACAAAUUGA